GAUGGGACCAGAGGGGUUAAAUAAUACCUACAUACAUGUUAAACAGGUUUCCCUACUGGAUAUUGUAGUUCUGGUAACUUGGAAACAUUGAACAAUAGAUGAUACCAAUGUUAACUUAGGUUUGACCUCCAACGGGCCAUGUGCAAUGUCCAUCAUACCUUGACCUUCCCAUGACACCCCGGCUUAGGCUAGACGUUCGUGCUGUUACCUGUGUGUCCCUGCCCUGGCCGAAUCUGAAUAUGAUCGAGGAUCCCGAUUCACUCUUGGAUUUCUCCUAAAACCUUUAGCACUAGAAUCGAUCCUCGGUCCUCUCAUACCAUCCAGUCGCUCAUUAUUUGCAAAACUACAUUCCUUCCAUUUCCUUUCUCUUUGUCGUGGCCGUUUCCGUGAUCACGACGAUAACCUGUGGGACCUACGCAGAGCGAUAAGGCCAUCAAACUUCUACAUCAUCGAUCGAUUUCCUUGAUUUUUAAUUCAUGCAAAGCACAAAAAAAACAGCGUUUCGAGCCCUGGCGAUUCUGAAGUACGAGCUAACUAGUGCAUACCGACCCUAUUGGACGAAUAAUAAUACGGCAUUUCGAUUUUUUUUUAUGAGAAGCGGUGGACGAAUACCAAAAGCAUAGUUGGCAUAUUAUAGCAUUGUAUGCAUUAUACGCACGCAUUAUAGCUAGGAAAGAGGGAAGAAAAAGAAGUUUAAAAAGUUGAGACAAGGACGAGGGAAGAAGGACGAGAUGGAAUCGAAUUCUAAAUCCGAGGCAAUCGAAGCCUCUAAUGGUAAUGGUACAGCAUCAGCAACAAUUGACCCAUGCGCGUCCUCCCUUUUACCUUCUCCAACCACCAAUUCCAAUUCUAUUCCCGCUCCCACUAUCGCGUCCACAAAUCCGACAAAUUCUUCUACACCCUCUAAACAACACAAUAUUCUUCUACACGCACACCGACAAAGUCAUAAUUCCUCUAAACUCCCCGCCUUUCGCUUUGCCGAUCGGAAAAAAGAAUCCAUACAAUUGCCUUCGCUUCUGCAAAGCCACCACAUUCCACCCUCGCCUGUCUCACCUGAUCCGGAGCAAUACACCGAAGCGCAAUCAGCGCAACCAGUGCAACCAGUACAACCUGCGCAGCCAAACGCCGUCCAGGAUUCAACCCCACCAGUCGCACAUAAUCAUCGCAAUACUGGUCAUACUAUUGGUAACGAUACUGACUCUGUCUCACCCAAACAAUUGCCAAAAGACGUAUCGAGCCCUCUCAGGUCUCCCAGGUCUCGGGCAUCCACCUUCCAAUCCCCCACUGCCCUAUUGACUGCCACAUCGACAUCAUCCCACAACGUAAAAAGAUCCGCUUCCUUGGACUCUACUGCUACUGCCGCUGCCACGACUGCUGCUACUGCCAAUAACAAACUUACCUCUAGUGCGAUCAGCGGCAAGUCGCCCACCGAUUCGGCAGUCACCAUCAUCACUGCACGACGACCCCGUCAUAAACGUGCCCUUGUCGUGGGCGGUUCGAUAAACGGGACUGCGUCGUCUCAGCGAAUGCAUGCGACUGAUGAUAGUCAAACUGCGAUAUCAGGAGAAGAGAUAAGUAAGGGGCCAGCGCACGGGCAGCGGGAACUAUUGCUGCCAAAGACCAUUCAGAAAACAGCAGCGACAGAUGAAAGGAGGAGCUCUAUGGUGAGAAGACCACCUGUAUCUUACAAACCGCCUGCGAGUUCCAAUAAUUCAGGCGGAACCACAUCUAUCCCACCUAUUCGAUCAUUCCGAUCUUCCGGCGAACGACGGAGUCUUGUACUCGACAUGAAUGUCCGCAACGCUCGUCCCUACGAUGGGGGCGAUGACUACGGUGAUUCAAAUCAUCGCGACAGAACAUUGCGUGCAUUAGAAGGAAGGCGUUACGAAGAUGCAUCGCAAAUAACACCGCCUGACUCAGCAGGAGAUCGUCCAGAUGGUGAUGAUAGCGGAGAUCUAUUUCUAAAGAUUGCUCGGGAGGACUCUUUACGACGCGGUGCAAAUAGGAAUGGAAACUAUGGGGACAAUCAAAGCGCCCUGUCUCGCGUCUCCCGAAGUAGUCGGCGACCUCUCUCCAUGGGGGUUUCUUCAUACCAACCAUCGUCACCUCCCCAGAUGACGCGACGCUUAUCCGACCAGGAAAGUUCCCGGUCAAGAGGUCCUAGUGAUGAUCAAUCAGGGGAGAGAAUUGCUCGUACUCUGACGUACAGAGGAGCCGUCAGGGACAGAUCUUCUGAGGAGGCUAAACCUAAAAGCACUAGCACUCCCUUUCGUGCUUCUCCAUUGACGCCGCGAUCGUUGACCUUCCAAGAUGCACCCUCUGAGCAAGGCUCCGCUUACAACAGAAGGAAAGGCUCUGUCGACAAUGGCAGUGGCGCCCCGUCUCGCAUAUCAUCUCUAAAACAAUCUAAUGUCAACUACAGCCACCCUCGUACCUACAGCUCCUCGCCUCUCGUACCAAAGCCAGCAGAAUCUCAAAAACACGAUUCCCAUGCAGAUGAUGUUAAUCAUGGUGUUGAAGGGACAAAUUCUACCACAUCGACUGCCGCCCCGUCCACAGUAUGGGAUGAGCUCGAUGAUCUCAAGUCCCGCAUCCACCGUCUAGAACUAACUGGCAAACUUCCUCCAACUUCAGGCGCCGCCAUGUCGCGGGCAUACGAGGAGCGACCACCCACAGCCCACACUAACGCCACGACCCUCUCUGCCUCCCCCAAACGUGGCUCCGGAAAUGCUGUGCAACCACCAGAAACGAAUACCACGCAGAGAGAGGCUCAUCCACUACUCCACUCGGCGUUGACUAAAUCAAAAGAUUUUCUUAGUAGGGAAGUCUUUGAAGCCCUAGAAACAGCUGCCAAUGAUGCUCUAGCCCUCUCCCUAAUGAUGGGCAUGCCUGGUCAGCCAGGCCCUAUUGCCAGUGGUGCAAGUAGUAUUGGUAGUGGUACCACCGUCACCGACCGCCAGCUCAGACGAAAGGCAGAUAGUAUUUGCCGCAGUCUUACAGAGCUAUGCUUGGCCCUUAGUGAGGGGGUAGCACGAGGCAAGGCACAGCAAGUGACUACGCAGCAAGUUACCGUGCCAGCGCCGGAGAACCCCCCGGCCAGCCCUACCAUUACAAAAUUCUCGGGGAUGGCCGCCGAAAGGCGGCCCAGUGUUGCAGAUCGCACGAUCACAGUUAACAUGAGCCCGAGAGCCUUGUCCCGCUAUGAGGAUAGGCGAAGUAAUACGAGUAGUUCACUUGCAGGGAGCUCGCUAGCGGCCCCACGAUAUAACACCACUUACAGUUCUACUGCGCCACCUACACCAACCGAUACCACUGCAGCGAUUGCAGCUGGGCGAAAGACUGCACUGCUGAUAUCUCGGAGUCGUCGAGCCGGGACGGAAGAACCGGAGGAAGGGCGUAAGUCAUCUUUACUACGAACUCGGCGCGCUACAACAGAGGAGCCAGAAGACUUCUCUGACCGCAAGCCACCGGUGGUUGUCAGGGGUCGUCGUGGAACGCUAAACAACAGAGAUGAUGAAGGUCGUUUUCUCCCGCCCCCUCGCGCCAUUACCGAAGUCCAAGGAAGCCGAUCCGGAACAGGUCGCGAGUACAGCUCACAAUUACCUGCGGCUCCGUCAAGAGAACAAGAGGCUCUGGCGUCUUCGGCUUUACCUCGACGACGAUUCGGAUCCUCGGCACUCAAUACCAAAUUAGUCAUACCAGCAACUACGUCGACCAGUCUUACAACACCAUCCCGUCGUUACUUUGAUCGAACAACGCCGGACCGUGAGAUAUAUAACGUGGCAGAAAGGAUUGUUGAAGAAAGACCUCCUCCGCGGCAAUACGCAAUAGCUCGUGCUCGACACGGUAGUAUCGACAAGCGAACGAACCGGACAGGUUUGGUUGCAAGCUCUCCCGUGAGCAGCAAUUAUCGAUAAGGCCACGAGGAGGAUCACGACAGGCUCAUGACAUUUGUAAUUAUAGAAGGUCGUUUGGGCGAAGGCAUUUCCCCCUCG
Molecule: messenger RNA, 3995 nt
Organism: Hypoxylon fragiforme
Lineage: Eukaryota; Fungi; Ascomycota; Sordariomycetes; Xylariales; Hypoxylaceae
Exons: 3
Coding region: 732-3917 (1061 amino acids)
Source: RefSeq, a predicted model, not a curated record